Tarenaya hassleriana is the source of this 958-nucleotide messenger RNA. Its product is annotated as ethylene-responsive transcription factor ESR2. Gene Ontology annotation, molecular function: DNA binding; DNA-binding transcription factor activity. Gene Ontology annotation, biological process: regulation of DNA-templated transcription. NCBI's taxonomy places the organism in Eukaryota, Viridiplantae, Streptophyta, Magnoliopsida, Brassicales, Cleomaceae. Bases 1 to 882 code for a protein of 293 amino acids. The transcript is spliced from 2 exons. The record is from RefSeq and is a predicted model, not a curated record.
AUGCCUCCAAACUCUGGCAAUGAGAAAGGAGAGUUGACAGGCUCCGGCGGCUCGAGCAUGAGAUACCGCGGCGUCAGACGCCGGCCUUGGGGCCGUUACGCGGCGGAGAUUCGUGACCCUUUGUCGAAGGAGAGGCGGUGGCUCGGGACGUUCGACACGGCGGAAGAAGCCGCCUGCGCCUACGACUGCGCGGCUCGAGCCAUGCGCGGCAUCAAGGCUCGGACCAACUUCGUCUACCCGAUCCUCCCUCCUCCUCCACCGCCCCCGCCACUGGAGCCUCUUCGCCACCGUAUGUUUUUGCCUCCGCCGUCUCCGGCGAACAUGUUUCUUCUAGGCGACGUUAUAACGUCGUCGCAGUCUCUUUGUCGUGUCUCUAACCUCCAAAACGACGUCGUAAACGUUGUGCAUGGGACUUUAACGGGUACAGUUGCCAAAUCAGAAGAUGAUCUUACACAUAAAGCGAAGAAGAUGAACACCGAAAACGACAAGAACUCCGUAACGCCGUUCUUCGAACCGGAACCACUCGGGUCCGGUCUUCUUGAAGAGAUCGUUCAAGGGUUUUUGCCGAAACCUAGCUCGGAAGAAGCAUCGGUUCCUCCAUUGCCAAAGACUUCUCUUGGUCAUAAUAACCAGCCGUCGAUGGUUGAUGUGUUUCCGUCGCCGGAGAGUAGUUUUCCGGCGAAUAUAUGUUCCUUGAAUGGCGGGAAAUGGGAAAAUGCUGAAGAAAAUGAUGGCUUUCCGGGGAAUCAUCAUCAGAGCGUGGAUUGUGUUCAACGUGGAGAAUUUGGUUGGGUCGACAGUGGGAUUGCGGCUACUCUCGACCGUAAUGGCUGUGUUGGGAUGUGUUGGAAUCAUUAUCCGUACUGCUUUCAUGAUUAUUAGCUCGUUAUCUUAUUAGUAUUAUGAAGUUUAUCCCGCUAAGCAAUUUGCUGCUACAUUUUAGGGUUUUGAGGAAUGA